AUGAUGAGAGAUACUGCUUUGCUGUUUGGAGAUCGGCUACACCGUGAUGUGCAACUGAUGGUGGAACUGGGUUUUGCCAUGGCAGAUGAACGUUUGCCCGCCGAGCCAGGGUUAGCAAGCCCCCAGAAGCGCAUUGACAGAUGCAUCCAGGCUUUGAAAGAUGCCGCGGGGGAAGAGGUCUUGGCCAAUGCUGCGGGCAUCGUGGCCAUGUUCACAGCCAUGACCAUGGUGGUGGAUGCGACCGGGCAGACAUCUAAAGAAAUGCCGACCAUUCAGAAGUACGCCAGCAAGUUCCUGCGCUGGAAGAGGAACCUGGCGGCGUUCUGUCCUUGUCUGGGCGGAUAA
Molecule: messenger RNA, 345 nt
Organism: Cladocopium goreaui
Lineage: Eukaryota; Dinophyceae; Suessiales; Symbiodiniaceae
Source: the annotation of a GenBank genome assembly